CCUUGGUCUCAAAAACACCCCCCUCUCCCCGAUCGCUGGCCAAUCGUACGACAUCCUCAAUAUCUUGCAUCGCGCUUGCGGCUACACCACGAUCGUCUGCAUGAUCGUGCACUCCACCAACAUGGUCUCCUACCUGUUCAGCAUCGGCUACCAGCACUACCUCAACCUCCCCGGGCAACAUGCAGCCGCCGUUGCCGGCUUCUCCUUCCUUGCCAUCGCCGUCACCGCCAACCAUCUCGUCCGAAAGCGAUGGUACGAGCUCUUCUACCUCGCCCAUAUCGCCCUCGUCAUGAUGGUUCUGAUCGCCGCCUUCAUUCACGUCUCGCAAAUCAACUGGGCCGCCAAGACCUUCCCCAUUGUCGGUGCAUGCAUCUGGGGCGCCGACCGUCUCGUCCGAUGGGGCAAGUGGUUCUUCUACGGCUACAACAACGAGUGCACCCUCGUGGCCCUGCCCGAAGGCGCAACAAAGGUCAUCAUGAAGCGCGCCAUCCACGGCCGACCGGCGUCCCACGCAUUCCUCGCCAUCCCUCGCAUCCGCCCCUUCCAAACCCACCCCUUCACCCUCGCCUGCAGCAACCCCGCGACUUUCGUCAUUGGCGCCCACAACGGUUUCACCAAGUCGUUGCACCACUUUGCGACAAUGCACCCCAACCGUACCCUCCGCGCGGGCAUUGAAGGCCCCUACGGUCAUGUGCCGUCCGUGGAACGCUUCGACCGUGUCGUGCUGGUGGGAGGCGGCAGCGGUGCAACUUUCACCGUUGCCCUCGCCAUGGACUGGCUGAGGCGGACGGCUGAUAAGGAAGCCGGAGCCACCCACUCCCUCGACUUCAUCUGGGCUAUCAAGACACGAGGUACGGUUUUCCCUACUGCCCAUGCAUAACAAUGCGAGCCAGCAAACUGACCCACUG
This is a messenger RNA of Neohortaea acidophila, 908 nucleotides long. RefSeq lists its product as uncharacterized. Gene Ontology annotation, molecular function: ferric-chelate reductase activity. Gene Ontology annotation, cellular component: plasma membrane. The record is from RefSeq and is a predicted model, not a curated record. NCBI's taxonomy places the organism in Eukaryota, Fungi, Ascomycota, Dothideomycetes, Mycosphaerellales, Teratosphaeriaceae. The transcript has a single exon. The coding region runs from base 101 to 880 and encodes 259 amino acids. Gene Ontology annotation, biological process: intracellular iron ion homeostasis; copper ion import; iron ion transport.